Dufourea novaeangliae is the source of this 1715-nucleotide messenger RNA. It is a transcript of the gene Nup58, whose product is annotated as nucleoporin p58/p45. The record is from RefSeq and is a predicted model, not a curated record. Gene Ontology annotation, molecular function: structural constituent of nuclear pore. The transcript has 7 exons. Gene Ontology annotation, cellular component: nuclear pore. Gene Ontology annotation, biological process: nucleocytoplasmic transport. NCBI's taxonomy places the organism in Eukaryota, Metazoa, Arthropoda, Insecta, Hymenoptera, Halictidae. The coding region runs from base 167 to 1651 and encodes 494 amino acids.
UGAACAGUUACUUUAACCAACUUUAACCAGUUUAACACACUUUAACGUGAAUGAUGGUGAUGGUGACUGAACGUCCUGAAGGUGACCUGUGUUUGAGAAAAGUUUGAAGAAUAUAAAGGAAUUUUAUUUGAAAACAAAGAAGUACAUGACUUUACUGUAAAAAAGUAUGUUGCCUUUUAAUCUUGGGUCACCUGCAACAUCGAGCAAUACAAAUUUCGGAUUUGGACAAAAACCAGCAACUGGUUUUAAUUUAACUAGUACACCUUUUGGUGCAACUCCACCAGCAUCGACAUUAUCUUUUGGAGCUGCUUCAACCCCAGCAACAACUGCUGGCCUUAGUUUUGGAUUUAGUAGCACUCCUACAGUGUCUACGCAACCACAGUCAACUGGCUUAGCUUUAGGAUCAAAUACAAGUACCACAACAACUACUAGUACUGGGUUAUUUCCAACACCAGCUACAUCUGCACCAUUGUUUACUGGACUUAACUUUGGCACACCUGCAACAAGUAGUAAUUUAACAUUUGGUGCUUCAUCAAACACAGCUUCCACAGGAAACACUACUUUUUGUGCUCCUACUACUACAACAUCACUUUUUGGUGCAUCUGUUACUGGCGGUGGAUUAUUAGGAUCAAAACCAGCUACUACUGCUACAAAUAUAACAAAUAAAGGCUUAGGAGGUUUAGAUGUAUCUGCAAGCAAUAAAGGUCUUUCACAAGGAAGUGGUAAUCCAGCAACUGCUAAAGAAAAUGUUUGGCCACCGGAAUUAAUACAGACAAUAGAUAAAUUCAAGGAAUUCGUAAAAGAGCAAAAGGUAUUGUCUUCAGAUAUAGCAAGGGGUUCUGCAAGACCGUUAAAUCGAUGUGCAGAAGAUACAGCAUUACUGAUGGAACUUUUAACUACAUUAGCAGGCUCUGUCCAGCGUGAUCGUGCUGCAGCUGAUAAGUUAAAGCAAGAUACUGCCAAAGCAUUACAGAAUGCUGAAAUAGCUCAAAGAACACAUGAUACGCCACCAGGAUUACAAUAUGAAAAUAACGCACCAUUGUUAUUCUUCAUGGAAUUAGCUGAUAGUUUUGAACAUGAUUUAAUGCUAUUCAGAUCUCAAAUUGAAACAACAGAGAAACAUAUACAAACAAUGAUGACUCCAAAAGCUCUGACACCACAAGAAUUAACGAUGGCUAUGAGUAAACUUCAUGAGUCUUUGGUAGCUGUUGCUGGUAAACUGCAGGGAGUGCAUUCGAAAGUACAACAACACAAAGAACAAUAUCUUAAUUUUAGAAAAUAUGUUUUAAAAGACAAUACAAACGUUUUUGAAGAUAUUAAAGUAGACGGAAAAACGUCUCGAAGUAAUAUUGGGAAACUUACAAGUGGUCCAACUCCAUUUGGACCAGGAAAUAAAAGUUUUCUCUCGUCGACGACAUUAAAUUCUAACAGAUCAGGAAGUUAUGAAACACGAAAUCCAUUAGUUUGGGGAAAUACAGUACCAACAUCAUCUGCUACUAACAUUAAUCUAGGCCCAUCAUUGAAACCACCAACUGCAAGUUUGACUUUUAAUACCCCAACAAACCUUACUGCACCUUUACCAACAAGCGAAUCAAGUUCCAGUUUCCAACUUCAAAAACCUCCUGUUGGUAAUAAAAGAGGGAAACAUUAAAUUGUGUCUAUAUUAAUUUUUGUACUGCUCUGAAUUGUGUUUAAUAUAUUGUUUUUCUACUUUA